Lynx canadensis (Canada lynx) is the source of this 3735-nucleotide messenger RNA. RefSeq names its product WW domain containing adaptor with coiled-coil (gene WAC). Gene Ontology annotation, molecular function: chromatin binding; RNA polymerase II complex binding. The transcript has 14 exons. Gene Ontology annotation, cellular component: nucleus. Gene Ontology annotation, biological process: positive regulation of TORC1 signaling; regulation of autophagy. The record is from RefSeq and is a predicted model, not a curated record. Lineage: Eukaryota; Metazoa; Chordata; Mammalia; Carnivora; Felidae. Bases 384 to 2342 code for a protein of 652 amino acids.
CAGGAGGCGGAGGAGAAGGACCAGGCAGCGGCGGCGACGGGGGGAGGAGGGGAGGAGGCGGCGGAGCAGGAGGAGGAGAAGGCGGAGGAGGCGGUAGCUCUCCGCGGGGCUGAGCCGGACGCGUCUUCUUGCCCCCUCCCCCCGGUUCGCCGCUGCCGCCGUGUAGUUGGCGCCGCUGCCCGGGCUGAGAGUGAGCGUGGUGUCGGCGGAGGGAGAUGGCCCGGGAACGCCGGCGCCACUAACGGGGAGGUGCUGAGAGUCGCCGAGGGCGCGCCGGGCCCUGGUGCCGGUGCUGCCGCCCGCCCGCCGCCUGCGCGCCCGCCCGCCCGCCUCUCGCGGCCGCUCUCCCCCUCCCCCGACACACACUCACAGGCCGGGCAUUGAUGGUAAUGUAUGCGAGGAAACAGCAGAGACUCAGUGAUGGCUGUCACGACCGGAGGGGGGACUCGCAGCCUUACCAGGGGGGUGAUGUUUUACAGGCACUUAAGUAUUCAUCGAAGAGUCACCCCAGUAGUGGUGAUCACAGACAUGAAAAAAUGCGAGACGCCGCAGAUCCUUCACCACCAAAUAAAAUGUUGCGGAGAUCUGAUAGUCCUGAAAACAAAUAUAGUGACAGCACAGGUCACAGUAAGGCCAAAAAUGUGCAUAUUCACAGAGUUAGAGAGAGGGAUGGUGGGACCAGUUACUCUCCACAAGAAAAUUCACACAACCACAGUGCUCUUCAUAGUUCAAAUUCACAUUCUUCUAAUCCAAGCAAUAAUCCAAGCAAAACUUCAGACACACCUUAUGAUUCUGCAGAUGACUGGUCUGAGCAUAUUAGCUCUUCUGGGAAAAAAUACUACUACAAUUGUCGAACAGAAGUUUCACAAUGGGAAAAACCAAAAGAGUGGCUUGAAAGAGAACAGAGACAAAAAGAAGCAAACAAGAUGGCAGUUAAUAGCUUCCCAAAAGAUAGGGAUUACAGAAGGGAGGUGAUGCAAGCAACAGCCACUAGUGGGUUUGCCAGUGGAAUGGAAGACAAGCAUUCCAGUGAUGCCAGUAGUUUGCUCCCACAGAAUAUUUUGUCUCAAACAAGCAGACACAAUGACAGAGACUACAGACUGCCAAGAGCAGAGACUCACAGUAGUUCUACGCCAGUACAGCACCCCAUCAAACCAGUGGUUCAUCCAACUGCUACCCCAAGCACUCUUCCUUCUAGUCCAUUUACGCUACAGUCUGAUCACCAGCCAAAGAAAUCAUUUGAUGCUAAUGGAGCAUCUACUUUAUCAAAACUGCCUACACCCACAUCUUCUGUCCCUGCACAGAAAACAGAAAGAAAAGAGUCUACGCCAGGAGACAAAUCUGUAUCACAUUCUUGCACAACUCCUUCCACAUCUUCUGCCUCUGGACUGAAUCCCACGUCUGCACCUCCAACAUCAGCUUCAGCAAUCCCAGUUUCUCCUGUUCCACAGUCCCCAAUACCUCCAUUACUCCAGGACCCAAACCUUCUUAGACAGUUGCUUCCUGCUUUGCAAGCCACACUGCAACUUAAUAAUUCUAAUGUGGACAUAUCCAAAAUAAAUGAAGUUCUUACAGCAGCUGUGACACAAGCCUCAUUGCAGUCUAUAAUUCAUAAGUUUCUUACUGCUGGACCAUCUGCUUUCAACAUAACUUCUUUGAUUUCUCAAGCUGCUCAGCUCUCUACACAAGCCCAGCCAUCUAAUCAGUCUCCAAUGUCUUUAACUUCUGAUGCAUCAUCCCCAAGAUCGUAUGUGUCUCCAAGAAUAAGCACACCUCAAACUAACACAGUCCCUAUCAAACCUUUGAUUAGUACUCCUCCUGUUUCAUCACAGCCAAAGGUUAGUACUCCAGUAGUUAAGCAAGGACCGGUUUCACAAUCGGCCACACAGCAGCCUGUAACUGCUGACAAGCAGCAAGGUCAUGAACCUGUCUCUCCUCGAAGUCUUCAGCGCUCAAAUAGCCAGAGAAGUCCAUCACCUGGUCCAAAUCAUACUUCUAGUAGUAAUGCAUCAAAUGCAACAGUUGUACCACAGAAUUCAUCUGCUCGACCUACAUGUUCAUUAACACCUACACUAGCAGCACACUUCAAUGAAAAUCUCAUAAAACAUGUUCAAGGAUGGCCUGCAGAUCAUGCAGAGAAGCAGGCAUCAAGAUUGCGAGAAGAAGCCCAUAAUAUGGGAAGUGUUCACAUGUCAGAAAUUUGUACUGAAUUAAAAAAUUUAAGAUCUUUAGUCCGAGUAUGUGAAAUUCAAGCAACUUUGCGAGAGCAAAGGAUACUAUUUUUGAGACAACAAAUUAAGGAACUCGAAAAGCUAAAAAAUCAGAAUUCCUUCAUGGUGUGAAGAUGUGAAUAAUUGCACAUGGUUUUGCGUACAGGAACUGUAAAUCUCUAUUGCCCGAUCUUAACAUUUUUGAGCUGCAUUUAAGUAGACUUUGGACCGUUAAGCUGGGCAAAGGAAAUGACAAGGGGAUGGGGUCUGUGAGAGUCAAUUCAGGGGAAAGAUACAAGAUUGAUUUGUAAAACCCUUGAAAUGUAGAUUUCUUGUAGAUGUAUUCUUCACGUUGUAAAUAUGUUUUGUAGAGUGAAGCCAUGGGAAGCCAUGUGUAACAGAGCUUAGACAUCCAAAACUAAUCAAUGCUGAGGUGGCUAAAUACCUAGCCUUUUACAUGUAAACCUGUCUGCAAAAUUAGCUUUUUUAAAAAAAAUUUGGGGGGUUAAUUUAUCAUUCAGAAAUCUUGCAUUUUCAAAAAUUCAGUGCAAGCGCCAGGCGAUCUGUGUCUAAGGAUACGAUUUUGAACCAUAUGGGCAGUGUACAAAAUAUCAUGAAACAACUGUUUCCACACUUGCACCUGAUCAAGAGCAGUGCUUCUCCAUUUGUUUUGCAGAGAAAUGUUUUUCAUUUCCUCAGUGUGUUCCAUUUCCCUCUGAAAUCCUCGAUCUGAUUUUAUCCAUUUUUUUUAAGGCUCCUCUUUUUCUCCUUUCUUAAGGCACUGUUGCUAUGGCACUUUUCUAUAACCUUUUCAUUCCCGUGUACAGUAGCUUAAAAUUGCAGUGAUUGAGCAUAACCCACUUGUUUGUAUAAAUUAUUGAAAUCCAUUUGCACCCUGUAAGAAUGGACUUAAAAGUACUGCUGGGCAUGUGUGCUGAAAGUACAUUGAUUGCUCAACUAGAAAGAAACGGCCCAAUGAACAUGGUUGUGGGAGGGGAAAGAGGAAACAGAGCUAGUCAGAUGUGAAUUGUAUCUGUUGUAAUAAACAUGUUAAAACAAACAAAAAUUGUUAUUUUUCUUUUCCUUCGGUCAAUGCAUAUUAGAAAUUGAACUACCUGGGGAUUCUUUAUCAGAACUAUUCUUGUUGAAUAUUUAUACUUAAUUGAAAUAAUUCCUUAAGGGAGGUUUUGUUUAAAGCAUAUUAACAGGAAAUUGUGUAUAAGAUAUUUAAUGAACUAAGAAAUUCAACAAGAAUGAUUAAGUCACUUCCCAAGUGGUUGUCAUUUGUUAUAAACCCUGGUUUAACCUGUCUUGCUAUUAUGACAUUUCAUUUUGAAGGAUGUUUGUGUUGUAGCUAACUGUUCAAGUCUGGUGCUGACUGCUGUUCUUAGCCAUCACAAAACGCUAAAUUUGUGUCAUUGGAGCUUCCUUCUGUUACCUGGAAAUGGUGGGAAAGCUCAGCUUUGUAUAUUGUUUCCUAAAGUAUAUUAAAAUAAAAAAAGAAACUAUUGCUACUAUAAAAUUA